Odontomachus brunneus is the source of this 528-nucleotide messenger RNA. RefSeq lists its product as uncharacterized. Lineage: Eukaryota; Metazoa; Arthropoda; Insecta; Hymenoptera; Formicidae. The record is from RefSeq and is a predicted model, not a curated record. The transcript has 3 exons. Bases 113 to 514 code for a protein of 133 amino acids.
AAUAGCUGUCGUGAAAUAUGAUGUCAGACAUGCAUUGACUCUAUUAGAUCUUUUAGUAAAGAGAAGUGAAGAGGAAAAAAGGAUACAUAAUCCACAAUGUAAUUUUGAAGAAAUGGAGAAAUUAUUUCCUUUGAAAACAACAGCUCAACUGCUGGAGGUUGAAAAAAUGCUGAAAGAAAACUUCCAAGAUGCUAGUGCAAUAUGCGCAUAUGUGAAGUUUAUAGGUGGGAGCAACGUCGAUGAUGCUGUGAAGAGGACUCUGUGCAAGAUAUUCUCAAACGAAUUGGCGGAAAAGUAUAAUUGGGAAGGCCGAUGUGGGAAAGAGCCAUUGCAAAAUCUGCGAAUUAUGAGAGUGAUUUUCAAAUUUGUUCUUCAAAAUGUGACUGACUCCGAUCAAGGAAGAAUCCAUCGGAGAAUUAUGGAAUGGUUCAGACAUUCAAAGGAAAGAUACAAAAAUGAGGGGAAACGAUGCGCACGUGGACAUAGAGAGGCAAACAUGAAUACAAACACCUAAGUAUACGAAGCGUG